This is a messenger RNA of Aspergillus wentii DTO 134E9, 735 nucleotides long. RefSeq names its product mitochondrial 54S ribosomal protein bL21m. The record is from RefSeq and is a predicted model, not a curated record. Bases 1 to 735 code for a protein of 244 amino acids. Gene Ontology annotation, cellular component: ribosome; mitochondrial large ribosomal subunit. NCBI's taxonomy places the organism in Eukaryota, Fungi, Ascomycota, Eurotiomycetes, Eurotiales, Aspergillaceae. The transcript has a single exon. Gene Ontology annotation, molecular function: structural constituent of ribosome.
AUGUUUUCUCGAACCGCCCUCAGAAAAGUCUUCGUCCAGCCAUGGACCCCGACAAGCAUCAUCCCAUCCACCACCGCCGCAAUCCUCCCUCAACGAGCCAGCCUCACAACCAACAGCAGCAAUGAAAGUACAACACCCGCCCCCGAGGCCCCAUUGAGCGCUACACCACGGGCCCAAACCAGCCAGCCAACAAAACAGUCCCCAGCCACACCCUCCACGCCCAAACGCCGCGAUGAGAUCCCAUCCACCAAACUACCCGUGGCGCCGACCUUUGACUCCCCGUUGAAAAUCAGCCAGUCCCUCCUCGAGAAACUCCCGUACCUCACCUCGCAAAAGCCGCACUACAUCACCGCCCACUUCCACGCGAACCCUUACCUCCUCACCGAGGGCGAUCACCUCCGUCUGCCCUUCCUCAUGCCCAAGGUGAAGCCCGGAGAUGUGCUGCGGUUGAACCGGGCGUCGGUGCUGGGUUCGCGUGAGUUUUCGCUUAAGGGGGCGCCGUACGUCGACGAGAGAUUGUUCGAGUGCCGGGUACGGGUUUUGGGUGUUGAUUCGGAGCCGAUGCGGAUUAAGGAGAAGACUAAGCGGAGACAACGACAUGUGCGGCAGGUGAAGAGCAAGCAUAGGUAUACUUUGCUUCGGGUGAUGGAUGUCAAGAUCAAGACGGCGGAGCAGGUGCUGGCGGAGGGUGCUGUUGUUGUCGAGGGUCAGGAUUCUGUCGAAUUCAAGGCAUAA